UUUGUUGUUACGUAUUUCCUGUCGUGUAACAGAAAUCUUAAAACUAUGAAAACCGAUGAGGUUCAUGUUGUCUGAGUUGAGUGCAGUAAAAUGCAAGUUGCCUGGCAGGCUUGAUUCCUAGGCUUCAUGACCACUUUACUACUUACAUUAAACAAGGUAUUUUCCCUAUUAAUUCAUAAUGCUUUGUCUUCUAAAAUUAAUUACCUGGCUUUUUUGGGGUCCCCCUACAGCCUCCCCCCAGCUCCUCAUUGUUAGUUGGACACAUGAUAAUUUUACCAUGAGCAAGCCCUGAGAUGUAAACUUCAGUACCACGCGCAAACGUUGCCCUGAGCAUCAAUCGGUUGCUUUUCAGUUAACGGGGAUUUCUUAGCAUUUUUCUCGUUUGCUAACAAACUGGUUUAUCUUGGUGUUUAGUUUAGGAAAUGGAUGAGAAUACCUAAGGCUCGGGUGCCAAACCCUGGGACUUGCCCUCUGUUUUUGGACAGAAACUGGUGGUUCAGAACUGGGAAUCUGGGAGAGGGGGUGUACUUAAGAGAACGGGCAUUACAGGCAGGUAAUCUUCUCUCUCCUUUUCUUACAGGUUUGGAAGAACACUGUUCUCAGAGCCUGUGAAAUCUGGACUCUUUUAACGGUGUGCUACCUGAAGGAAUGUAAGGAUUUGCUACUUGGUGCUUCCUUGCAGUUACUCUUGUGGCAUUUGUACCUCUCUUUCUGUGGUUUUAGGCCAAGAAGCGCUAUGAGCACAACUCAACGCAAGCGCUGUGGAGGAGCAGUUAAUUCUAGGCAAGCUCGGAGGCAGAGCAGGCUGGCAUCUUCUACCGCAGAAAUGAGCAGAAAUGAAGCAGAGGCUUCAAGAGCAGAGCCAAUAGAACCUGCUUCAGUACCACACGCAGACAUUGCUCUGAAAGUCAAUCGGUUGCUUUUCAUUACAGACAAUCAACAACUAGGGAGAAUUCUCAGUCCUCUGAGGUGCCAGCGACCGUUGAAAUUCUGUAUAAUGAGUAGCAGUGAUGAAGAUGAACUAAGCAACAAUGAUGUGCCGUCUGGUACCGUUAGCUGUCCGAUUUGCAUGGAUGGCUACUCAGAGAUUGUGCAAAGCGGGCGACUGAUUGUGUCAACCAAGUGCGGCCACGUCUUCUGCAGUCAGUGCCUCCGUGAUUCCCUUAGGAAUGCCAGCUCUUGCCCAACCUGCAGGAAGAAACUCACUCACAGACAGUAUCAUCCCAUUUAUAUAUGAGUGCUUCUCUAUUCUCAGGACAGACUCAACUGGAUUUUUGGGGAAAAUGUCAUGUUUUCAGUGCUCUGAAGAUUUAAAGAGCAGCAGGUUGUGCACACAUCCAAAUAAAACUGAUGUUUUUGGAGAAUAA
Molecule: messenger RNA, 1367 nt
Organism: Falco peregrinus (peregrine falcon)
Lineage: Eukaryota; Metazoa; Chordata; Aves; Falconiformes; Falconidae
Product: E3 ubiquitin-protein ligase RNF4
Exons: 5
Coding region: 737-1237 (166 amino acids)
Biological process (GO): positive regulation of transcription by RNA polymerase II
Molecular function (GO): zinc ion binding; transcription factor binding
Source: RefSeq, a predicted model, not a curated record